GUUGUUGGGGGAGCAUGGCGUCCGAAGGAGAUAUUGACACGGCUGCAUCAGCUUCUGGUACUACCGAGGAUCCCGACUCUGGCGAAGUGAUUGGUUCUGCCGCUCUGCGUCCCGUCUUCUUGGGGAAUUUGGUCCCGAAUUACAGUACGGAUGAAGUGACGACGCUCUUCGAACGGCCCAUGCUGCCAGCCGCUGCUGCGGAAGGCGCGUAUCGCCCCAUUCCCGUGGAUCGGAUCGAUCUCAAGCGGGGGUACUGCUUUGUCUUUCUCAAGGAUGCUGCUACGCAAGCGGACAAGGAACAGGCCGAGCGAUUUGUGUCCGACAUCAACGGCAUGCAAAUCGCCAACGUCUCCAACUCUCUCCGUGCCGAGUUUGCUCGUGGCGAUGGUCGGGUCAAACGCAAGGAAGACGAACGGCGCAAGAACAUUGCGCCCUCCGAAACUCUCUUUGUCGUUAACUUUCACGAGGAAACCACCAAAAAGGAAGACUUGCAAAUGCUGUUCGAGCCGUUCGGGGAACUCGUGCGCAUUGAUUUGAAACGCAAUUACGCCUUUGUGCAAUUCAAAACUAUUGCCGAAGCGACCAAGGCCAAGGAAACGACCAACGGAGGCAAGUUGGAUCAGUCCGUGUUGACGGUAGAGUACGUGGCUCGCGAACGCAACAUGAACGGUGGGGGCGGCGGCGGUAUGGAUCGCCGCGAUCGGGAUCGUCGGGGACGCGACUACCGUGAUCGCUACGAUGACCGUCGGGGUCCUCCCAACCGGGGCAUGCCCCCGCCUCCCUACAUGGACGAUCGACGCGGCGGUUACGACCGUCGCGGAGAUCGAUACGAUCGUCCCGGAUACGAUCGGAUCGACGACCGAUACCGACGGGAGCGUAGUCCCCCCGGCUAUCGGGGACGCCCGCGGUCCCGCUCGCGCAGUCCACCCCGACACUACCGUUCGCGCAGUCCACCGCUGCGCUACGACGAGCGCUACGACGAUCACCGCCGCCGUCCCCCGAGCCCGCCCCCCGCGGCGGAUUACCGAGACCGCCGUGGUGGGGCUCCGAGUCCGGAUCGGGAUUAUCGUGGGGACCGUGACCGUGGCUACCGCUCGUAAACAAGUCGGACCAGUGCC
This is a messenger RNA of Phaeodactylum tricornutum CCAP 1055/1, 1118 nucleotides long. RefSeq lists its product with no specific name. Lineage: Eukaryota; Bacillariophyta; Bacillariophyceae; Surirellales; Neidiaceae. The transcript is spliced from 2 exons. Gene Ontology annotation, molecular function: RNA binding. The record is from RefSeq and is a predicted model, not a curated record. The coding region runs from base 15 to 1100 and encodes 361 amino acids.